UAUCUAUCAAUUGGUGAACUAAUUGACGACAACUGGAGUUCUGAGUCGAGACGAGAGAGAGAGAGAGAGAAAGAGAGAGAGAGAGAGAGAGAGAACUCGUAUUCAUAGCUUCACUCUUAACCCAAAUAUUUUCUGCCAAACUCUCGACUCGUUUCGCUUUUGUUGAAGACAUGAAUCCGAGCGAUAAGUCCAUAAAACAGUCAAAUUCAUCGCUAAAUGAAGACUUUUGGGCAGAACUGGACGCCAUCAGUGAGAGUGAUGUGGAUGUCUCCCAAAGUUACAGUGAGUUGGAUGAAGACAACUCUCCCAACAAGUCGUUAGAAGAUCUGGCAGAAGCCGAUUGGCUCAGAGAGGCUGGUCUUCAAGAUAUCAUACAUUCAUUAAAAGACGAUUCUCUGACGAGUACUUCGACUUCUUUGGAUGAUUUGCUGAGGAAUUCAUUGCCAAUAGCCUUAACCGAAAGGCAGACAAAUACCGUGCGAAAGAGAUUUAAUACAUUGCGCUCAACAAUCAUCAAACAAAAGGCACACAAUAAAAGAGGUCAAGAAGUGGUCCAAAUCGUUAAUAGUAAACAGCGUCCGGAUGUGAGAUCACUGUUCAACAACUCCGACAACGCUGACAGCACUCGUGUCCAACCAAUUAUUAUCACUGAUAACGAGAUAACAGAAAGGGAUGGAUUGGGUUUGUCGUCGUCUCCGAACACAUUGAAUGUACCGCCGAUUCCUGUGCCACGAAGGGGUUCAUCGCCUGAUCUCCAGAAGAUGUCUACGGGAAGAGAGAGGACACACUCGACACCACCCGAACCCGACUUGGAUAACGAUUUAAUGAAAUACAAAACUAAACCAAAUUAUCUGAAUAUAAGUAAGUCUACGACUAAUCUGAAGAAGGAGUCGUCCAGUCGUUUCAGUUGGUCCGGCUAUAAGAAGGCCUUCAGACUUGCGACGGCGGAAAAGCAAAAGUUUCAGUCUCUG
This is a messenger RNA of Oppiella nova, 971 nucleotides long. The record is from the annotation of a GenBank genome assembly. Lineage: Eukaryota; Metazoa; Arthropoda; Arachnida; Sarcoptiformes; Oppiidae.